Messenger RNA from Diprion similis, 1664 nucleotides. RefSeq lists its product as uncharacterized. The transcript has 3 exons. Lineage: Eukaryota; Metazoa; Arthropoda; Insecta; Hymenoptera; Diprionidae. The record is from RefSeq and is a predicted model, not a curated record. The coding region runs from base 76 to 1581 and encodes 501 amino acids.
AGAAGAUAGAGGGUGAAAAAGAAGAAGAAGAAAAUAUAAGUCGAUCGGGAAAUCGUAGGUUUCGGUAGCGAAACCAUGGAUCCGGUGAAACUUCUCCUGAUGAGCGCUACGAUUAUCGGACUAUACUUGACGAACAACGGAUGCAGAGCCAUAUUGACCAAUUCUAUCAACAGAUGUGACGCACCGCCUUGCAGAUGCGACGUUUUCGCGAGGCUGACUUGCGACUGCGAUAACGAACCAGAGGAGCUGGUCCUAACGACGGAAGGCAAUCGAAGACUGAGUCCACACACGACGCGAAUAAUGAUAUCGAACUGUCCGUCGGUCAGGCUGGUGAAUUCAAGUCUAACAUCCAUGGGAGGUCUGCGAGCGAUAAGCUUCGAGAACAUCGGUAACCUGACGUUGUACCCUCAGAGUUUCGAGCUUGCAACGCGCGAUUCGCCGGCCAAGAUAUCGAUAAUAAACAGCAGCGUAGACCUUCUGCCGAGUUUCACGUUCAAGGGUGACGUGGAGGUAAUCCACCUUCAGAACGUGAGGAUCGGUCAGGUGAACGCUUUCGCCUUUUCGAACCUCGUAGGAACGGAAACAAUGACGCUUGAUAACUGCGUCAUAGAGACGAUGGAGGCGCAAGCUUUCAAGAAAUUCGACGUCGGCUAUCUUCACGUGAUAGGCGGAACGUUCGGCGAGGUUGUACCGAGUAGAGCGAUGAACGAUAUCGAAGUAACGAGUAAAUUCAUGCUGGACGGUGUUCGAAUGGGAACGGUUAGAAGUUCGGCGUUCAUAAUACGGAGGCCGAGAACCGUUGCGAUACAGAAUUGCGAUUUCGGAAUAAUCGAGGGCCAGGCGUUCAGCGUGACGACGACAGGCCCCGUGAUAAUGAAGAACAACACGUUCGGCAACCUGAACGUAGGCGCGUUUCUGGACAUAAAAGUAGACCCGGAAUCCCAGUCGUACCACAACAGCAAUAACAACAAUGGAAGACUGAACGACCUGAUAUUCAAAAACAAUAGUCUGACGACUUUCGAAGAAGGAUCGGUGAUGUUCGACAGAGGAAGUUUCCGUCCAGAAUUGGACGGAAUUCUGGUGAAUCAUGAUUGCGAAUGUUCGUCGAUUCCGAUUUGGCGAGGAAACGUGCUGAACUACAGUAACGUGUACGCGAAAUUUAACUCAAUGAGCUUACCGACCGAGCCGAUAAACGUUGGUCCGGAAACGUUUCUGUGUCUGGAUUCCGACGCUGACUUCACGCCGGUAACAUUCACCGAAUACGAGUCGAGAAACUGCACGAUAAGUAAUUCCACCCUCUUGUUCGUACUGGUUCUGGUUGGUUCGCUGAUAGUUUUGCUUAUCGGCGGUUUUCUAAUCGUUUGGUUCUGCCGCAGGCAGCGUGACAACAACCAGAAACGCUGGAUAAGCGUGCCGACUAACGCGCCUGACGUUGUUUCGAAGAAGAACGGCGUCAUCGCCAGGGACGGACGUCCGGUUGACAGCAGGAUAACGAUGGUCGUGCCCGACGGACGCGUUUACAGAGAAACUGAGUUUCACGUGAUUGUUGAAAAGGCUGAACCGUUAACGACAGAGUUAUGAAAUACCUAUUGAUAAUAACGACGAGAACGACAACAAAAAUAACAAUAAUAAUAAGUUAAUAUCGAUAACGACGAUAAUUAAUA